This is a messenger RNA of Durusdinium trenchii, 3372 nucleotides long. NCBI's taxonomy places the organism in Eukaryota, Dinophyceae, Suessiales, Symbiodiniaceae. The record is from the annotation of a GenBank genome assembly.
UAAGUUCAGGGAUUCUGUUCCGCCAUGGACUGCUGCUGCCCCUUCUGGCGCUUCUGCAGCGUCUUUGGAUGGGGCUCCGGUCAACAAGAGGCACGACAGAGAACUCCAGACGAAUUGCUGGAGGAGAUCUUCCAACAGUUUGAGGAGCCUGGUACUGGUGUGAUCCAGACUUCUCAUUUGACUGAUGCGCUGGCCAAAAUGAACCUGGAAGACUUUGAGGACGCUUCGGAUGACAUCGUUCGACAACCUCUGGAUUUGGCCGAUGUCCAUUUCGCGCAGAUGGACAAGGCAGACUUCGAGGUGGAGCUGUUGAAGAAGGUCCUCAACUCCCUGGGACACCCAGAGCGGCUCACUUUGCGAAGCUUUCAGCAGACGAUGAAGGAAGUGCUUGCUGGGUGGUGUGCCAGGGAGCAGGUACAGGAAGCAUUGCGCUUGGCACAAGUCUUUGAUCCCAAGAAGAUUGGUGUUCUUCCUCGGCCAAGCAUUGUCAAGAUGGUGCAGCUAUGGAGCAAGAGUUGCUUCUCAGAGAAGCAAUUGGAGGAGAUCCUGAAAGAUGUACCCUCCAAUAGUCAAGGCUUGGAAUAUCGCUACAUCAUUCCUUCCCUCCUUCCACUCAAGGCCAAAUACGACUUGGAAGACCCAAAGUCGUUGGCCAAGUUCCUCAUCGAUGCUAACAUCCGAUUAGUGCGUGCUGAGUACCUCUACAAGCUGCUCCGGUCAAAUAGGUGCAUGCCACGACGCCAAGAGGCAGAAGACGAAUGUUGUGAAGUCAAUGGUGCGGAGGUUUCAGCCUUGGUGUCCCACCAGGAAGUGGCAGAUUGGGCUUUGGGGCACCGGGAGGCGUUGAUUUGUUCGGUGUCUCACGCAUGGGAAGCUAGGGAGCACCCUGAUCCGUGUCGCUUCCAAUUGGAGAAUCUGGUGAGCUGUGUGGGAUUGUACGAUGCCGCAUAUUUUGAUGAUCUCUGGAUAUUUUACGAUUAUGUGUCCUUGUUCCAAUUUCAACGACACUCUGCUGAGCAAGAGGCCAGUUUCCGGCGGGCCAUGGGCAACAUGCACAUGCUGUAUGCUCACCAGAGCACCAUGACCUUCCGCCUUGAACGCCUCACACCUCUUCCUUUAUGGACUGCUCUGAAGGAAGAUUUCACGUACAAAGUCCUGGUGUACCAUGUGCCCAGCGGUGCAGUGGUGCCAGUUCCACUCAGCUUCCUGGUGCGAAACGGCAUUCUGUACCGAGGCCGCGGGUGGUGUCGCGCUGAGAUUGAAUGGUCUGCAACACGCGGCAUCCAACAGAAGAAUCUGGCUGUGGAUGGUGAGCCAGGCGAAAGGGGACGCAUGAAGAAGGUGCCAAUGGCUCCAGCAAUGUUCCAGAGGCAUAUGGACACUGCAGCCUUUACACAUCGGGAUGAUUCAAAGAACGUUGUGCAGCUUCAAAAGAAGAUUUUUUAUGACAAGGUCACAGCGCGAAAACAAUUGAAUCUGAUGGACUUGUCAGAAGCUGAUAUGAUUGAGCUCACUGCUUCGCUACUGCACUUCAAGGAGCUGAAGGUCCUGCGGAUCAAUAUUUUCUCAGCGGGUAAAGCUGAGGCCACAGCCUUCUUCCAGGCGCUGAAACCUUUGACCCUGGAGAAGUUGGUGCUGAACUCGGCAGUUGGGAGUGGCGUCCACGAGGCAAUCGCCAAGGGGCUUCCGCAGAUCAACUUCAGCUGUAUGUCCGAGCUGGACCUUGAGGACUGUAGGAUCGGGAACCUAGGCGCUCAGGCACUCGGGGAGGUGUUAAAGAAGAACGACACGAUCACGCAUCUCAACGUUCAAUCCAAUGAUCUUGGUCCUUUGGGCAUUGAGGUUUUGGCAGAAGCGCUCAGGCACAAUAGCACCCUCAGAGUCCUCAGCCUUCGGCAGAAUCACAUCGGAGAUGUGGGUGUCCAGGCAUUGGCAGAAGCGCUGAGCCAGAACAGAACGCUCACAGAGAUUUACCUCAACUGGGAGCAUCAGUCUGCUGUGGGCGUCCAGGCACUGCAGCAAGUUGAAGAACGCCUCAAGGCGAACAGAGAUGCUGCCCAGGCUACUGCAGAGGCUGCAGAAGUUUUUACAGAGAGAGAAGCAAGACGCCAGAGCAGAGAAGCAAGACGCCAGAGCAAUCGACCUGGACGUCCGCGCCUACAGGGACUUGCAAGAGCCUUGAAGGCUGACGGUAUCCAGAGGAAGAUCCACUUGAGUGGAGAAAACAUUGGAGAUGAAGAUCUUAAGGCCUGGCUUCAGGAGAGCGCCAAAGGCAAGCUUUGUUGGAAGCUGUUCAGGUCAGGUGAAACGUAAUUCUAUAUUGUAUAGUGUCAGUCUUGGGCAGGCUUGCGUGCACGCAUAUCAUCACGGCACACUUCUACAUUUUGGCUGGAGAGCCUGAACGGACAGUGGAGAUUCUGUCUGGAACUGGUUCAGCAGUGCCGUGUGUGGGCCACACCUUCUAUGGCGAUCAUUCCAGCUCUCCAUUCUGAGGCUCAAAUCAUCACCCCGGCGGCCUAGGCGGAGUUUCACAACCAUGUUGAGGACAUUUGAGGACUUCCUUGCCGGCAUGUCGCCUUUGGGAUUCUGGGGCUCCAUGGUUGUCUUCGAACAUUACCCACGGGCAUGCGGACUAUGGGCAACCUAGUCGUCGGUCUCCGGGGUGGGUACUCCUUCCCGUGGAUCGGGAUUCUGUGUGGGGCCCAAGCUGACCAGCAGGUGGCGCUGGAGUCUGCCCCAAAGAUGUGGCACCUCUUGAGGUCUCUACGGCGACAGCCGAGGUCUUCGCCCAUCUUCGCACUUCGGGCUUUUACGUCAUCCGGGGUCCGGGCUUAGUGCCACUAGACACUGGCGAGUGCUUGGCUACUCCACCACUGCCCACUUUCGCACAAUUUGCCCGCCCCCGCCUGCACAUACUGUGGUGACCUCCCCUUCCCGGCAAGCCUGUGGUGUUUGGCGGGGGCUACUGGGUCUGUGCGCCAUAUCGUGCGCAGGUGCGAGGUGCGCAACGCAGGAGAGGCAGCGGGUGACGUGCCCUUGUCGGCUCGGGCGGCGGAGUGGCAGCAGCGCCAUGGUAUGUUGGCUGAUGCGGACAGCUGCUUUCCAAUCAGGCUGCCGUCAUCUUGCUGAGCUUUGGCUUGUCGCCCGUGUAGCUUUUGUCCCGCCCACUCCGGUAGCCGGACCCCGUGGGUGUUACCGCUCCUUUUGUUGUAUUUGCAUCAUGGGAUGCUUUUCACCUGUGGCUUCAGCUUCGGGAUCGAAUCUGGCCAGAUCCAAAUCGCUCGGGAGCAACCGAACGAUCAGGUGAAGGUUCCAGUGAAGCUGGAGCAUACCAACGCAUCAUCGCUGACUUCCGGCGUUAAACGAACCACA